Molecule: messenger RNA, 7349 nt
Organism: Dromaius novaehollandiae (emu)
Lineage: Eukaryota; Metazoa; Chordata; Aves; Casuariiformes; Dromaiidae
Gene: MTMR8
Product: myotubularin related protein 8
Exons: 14
Coding region: 19-2058 (679 amino acids)
Biological process (GO): phosphatidylinositol dephosphorylation
Cellular component (GO): nuclear envelope; cytoplasm; membrane
Molecular function (GO): phosphatidylinositol-3,5-bisphosphate phosphatase activity; phosphatidylinositol-3-phosphate phosphatase activity
Source: RefSeq, a predicted model, not a curated record
CCCCCGGGGGCGCCCAAGAUGGCGGCCUCCGCGCGCGGCUCUCGCGAGACUUGCGGCGGGGCGGGUCUGCCCCGUGCAAAUGGCGGGGCGGAGGCCGGGCCGCGGGCCGUAGGGGCGCGGCGUGGCGAGGCGGUCACCGCCGCCGCCGCCGCCAUGGAGCACAUCACCACGCCGAAGGUUGAAAAUGUGAAAUUACUAGAUCGCUAUACAAAUAGGAAGGCAACAAAUGGGACGUUAUACCUGACAGCUACUCAUCUUAUCUAUGUAGAUGCUUCUGCCGAAGUCAGAAAAGAAACAUGGAUUCUGCAUCACCAUAUUGCAACUGUAGAAAAACUGCCUCUGACCACAGCUGGAUGUCCACUCCUUAUUCACUGCAAGAACUUCCACGUGGCACACUUCGUUAUUGGGCAGGAACGUGACUGCCACGAAGUGUAUACCUCAUUGCUCAAACUUUCACAACCAGUGAAGCCUGAAGAUCUUUAUGCUUUCUCUUAUAAUCCUAAAAUGUCUAAAGAUAACCGGGAGAUUGGAUGGAAACUGAUUGAUUUAAAAGUAGAUUACCAGCGUAUGGGAAUUCCAAAUGACUAUUGGGAAAUAACGGAUGCUAAUAAAGACUAUGAGGUUUGCAACACAUACCCUCCAGAAAUAGUGGUGCCUAGAGCCGCUAAUAAAGCGACAGUGAUUGGAAGUUCCAGAUUCAGAAGCAGAGGGCGGAUUCCGGUGCUUUCCUACUUAUAUAAAGAAAACAAUGCUGCCAUAUGUCGCUGUAGCCAGCCUCUUUCUGGAUUCAGCGCACGCUGUCUGGAGGACGAACAAAUGUUGCAGGCGAUCAGAGAAGCCAACCCGGGGAGUCCGUUCAUGUAUGUUGUAGACACAAGGCCAAAGUUAAAUGCCAUGGCCAACCGAGCUGCUGGGAAGGGCUAUGAGAAUGAAGAUAAUUACGAUAACAUUCGCUUUAAAUUUAUCGGCAUAGAAAACAUCCAUGUGAUGCGGAACAGCUUGCAGAAACUCCUGGAAGUGUGUGAAACAAAGUCUCCCUCAAUGAGCGACUUCCUCACUGGGCUGGAAAACUCAGGUUGGUUACGGCACAUUAAAGCUGUGAUGGAUGCAGGUGUCUUUCUCGCCAAGGCUGUGAAAGAUGAAAAGGCAAGUGUGUUAGUCCACUGCUCCGAUGGGUGGGAUCGCACAGCUCAGGUCUGCUCCCUGGCUAGCCUCCUUUUAGACCCAUUUUAUAGGACUUUUAAAGGCUUCAUGGUCCUAAUAGAAAAGGAGUGGAUUGCGAUGGGUCACAAGUUUUCACACAGGUGUGGCCAUUUGGAUGGUGACCCAAAGGAGGUAUCGCCUGUCUUCACUCAAUUCAUCGAAUGCGUCUGGCAGCUCAUGCAGCAGUUUCCAUGUACAUUUGAGUUUAAUGAGCGUUUCCUUCUUGAAAUCCAUGACCAUGUCUACUCCUGCCAGUUUGGCAACUUCCUUGGGACCUGUCAUAAGGAGCGUGAGGAUCUGAAAAUCUUUGAGAAGACCCAUUCGCUCUGGCCUUUCCUCUUACAGAAGAAGCAGGAGUUCAGAAAUCCUUUGUAUAGAGGGUUUACAGCUUACAAAGAGCUGCAACCAAACACACUACCUUUCAGUUUCCAGUUUUGGUGUGGGAUGUAUAAUCGUUUUGACAAAGGAAUGCAUCCAAAACAGUGUGUGUUGGAUCAUCUCCUAAGCUGCAUGAGCCAAAAGACGAAACUAGAGGACAACGCAUCUGAAUUGGAAAACAAGCUUCCUUUCCUUGAUGGUCCUUUAACCACUGAAGCUUGUUCCUUAUCUAAAAUGGGAAGUGGUUCUUCAAAAACGCCCAUGCUCAACACUCCCCAGGAUUAUGAAGGGGAGCCAGCUCCUGUGUUGACUAAUGGUUCCAUGGUGUGGGAUAUAAAUGUUAUGUCAGAUGUGGACCAAAAGAACAAAGAGAACCUGUCUAAGCACCAGGACCUCCGCGAUCUUAAAGACACUGUUGGUGUUUUAGACUCUGAAGCUAAGGAUGCCUCAGCAGCAUUGAUCAGCUCUGAAAACUGAGUUAAAUGAACCCUGCGCUUGUGGUGGUAAGGCAUAAGAGAUCUGUGCCCCAGUGAGAGGUGUAGCACACGUACCCAUUUACAGCUAAGUGUUAGUAUGUAUGUUUGCAGGGGCUAUUGUUCCGCUGCAGAGAACAUGUUCUGCAUUUGGUUUGUUUUGCGUUACUGCAGUUGUGAUGAUGAUGCAUACAGAGCUACCAAGAAGGCUGUCUUGACUUAGAGUGUAAACCUCAAUUUCCAGCUGAAACGUGGUAUGUGUUUAAGGUUUAUAAUAACUGCUGCCAGUACAGGUGUUUCAAGCAAAAAGGCACCUUGGCCAAUUAACGUGGAUGGAGGGUUAGGAGUUUGACAGUGUUUAUAACUUGAGUAGGAAAAAUGCAAUCCAUUUAUUGAAAGGUUGCAGAUGCCAUUUCAGUUCAUCUUGAAAUGAUAAAAAGUCUUUUCUUAGCUGGGAAUGAAUCUCUGCAUGGACCCUCACCUUGUGGCAGAACAGAUUCAUUUUUUGUUUCCUAUGCAUAUUUGUUAAAAAACAAAACCAAAACCCCCUGUGCCUUUUCAUGGAGACCAUCGUAAUGUCUAGCCAUGCAAUGUAGUAUUUUUAUUGUAGUGUGUAGUGUAGUACUUGGUCUUCUCUGUAGUCAGUAUUUUUAAACUGGGUUUUGUAUCUGCUGCCAACUUCCCCAGGCUGGUCCCCUGAGUUUAAUAGCUUGUUUCUAAGCCGACCUUUCAGAGAAUAAGCUUUUAUGGACUUUACUUACUGAUCUUGGGAGUGCAGCAAGCCACAAGGCAGCCUGUAGCACAUCUAUUUCUGAUAGAGGGAGGAUUAGAAAUGAGAAAGUAUAGGAGGACUAUUCAGAUUUAUAUGGAAUUUUUUGCUCUUGUUUUAUGAUCUUGGCUAAAUAAAACAAGGAUGAUUUUUUUGUUCUAAGCUGGAAUUAACGUGCUUUUCUCAGAUCCAUCAAUGAGGCAAUAAUUAUAGAUGAGAUGUGUUCUGCUACUGAAAUGUAGGCUAGAAGGAUUACUUCACAUCACAUCAGGAGUGAUAGUAGCGAAUGUUAUCUUGGAUGUCAAAACUACGUGAAACCUUGCAGAUGUUUUGUCUGUACUAUCAAGACGUGUGGAAAUGAACAAUAUUGCUCAUGGCAGUGAACUUCAAUUUUGUGAAACGGGUGACAAAAGCUAAAUCUGCGUGUGGCCCGUUGCUGGAACAAAGAAAUGGAUAUCUUGGCUUAUGGAUCUGGCUCCAUCUUGGACUCACCUCAGUGCGUAUUAUGCUACUUGGCUUCUUUAAAGUGUGGUAAUCUCAGCUGGAGAUACUGGUUAAAACUGCUAAGUGUAAAAAGGAGAAGUACAUUCCACUUAUGCACAAGUCUUCUGCAGAAACAAGGGCUUGUCUCCCCAGGGAGGUGGAUGGCCCGGAAGAGCUGUACCCAAGUACCUGUUCUGGACAAGUUUCUCCUGGAGGUGUGUUUAAUUGCACCCAGAGUCCCUUUGCGCAGUCUGAUUCAAUAUGCUUUUCAGCUUUCUUUAGAUCAUGUUGUUUAUAUUAGAUGUUGCCAUCUGGUCUUCAGACCAGUUUUUCAGUUUAUAAAGUUGUGAAUCAAACUGAAAAUAUUCUUUAAGUUAAACAUCCCCUCCCCACACACACCCCUUCCUACAGUGGAAUGUUUCCACUUUUUAUUAUUGUAAUGUAUAGCCAUUGUGCAUAUGCUUAUAAUCUAAUGUGAAACGACCAGAUUAGUUUCAGUGUUCAAGAUGAACAAAGUAGAAAAAAAAAAUCAUCCAAGUGUCUCACCGUAGGUGAGAAGAUAUCUUUUAUUAAGCAUAUGGAAAGACCCAAUUAAAAAGGGCAAUGCCAGAGAACGUGCAGUUUCUUCAGGGCCUAGAACAGCUGUGAGAAACAAACAUUUUUAGUGUUGCAGGUUUUAAAAAUCUUAACGCAAGUAACAUUUAAGUCAGCUUAAAGAAUAGUUCUUUCCAUGGUAUGAGAGACCUGCAGUGAGCAAUUGCUUUAAAAACUAAGCCCAUAAGAUACUGAACCAGAUAUGCUUAAGGAGAAGAUAUUCAGGCUUUUUUGUGUGGGUAUGUAUCAAAAAUACUGUAUCAUGCAAACAGCUGUGUGUUUUAUUUUGAAGAGCGCCCCAAGGGGAUUGCACCCUAAGUCUUAAUCACACUGUACCAGAUACAGAGUUCAAAAUCCUGCUGUAGUUUUCCACUGAAAAGUGUUGGGCAGACUCUUGCCCUUCGCCGCUUCGUAGCGUAAAAGCUCAGUUUCAUGUAUACAUGUUUGGCUGUUUUGAGCCCUUUCCAAAUGGACUGGUAGAUUAACCCUGUCUUUCCUUUCUAGGUAGUAGAAGAGGUGUAGUGGAUUGUAUGGAUGGCUUCUUAAAUAGAGGACUCUUAAAUGCUACAUGAAACCAAUAUAGGCACUUUUUAGGACCAGUUAUUUUAAAAGUCAUCAUUCUCUCAUGUGAUUUCUAAUGAGAAUUAGAAAUACUGCAUUAUAGACGAUUUUGACUGACUACUGAAGGAUUUAGGCAUACUGUUUGUUAAUCUUUGUAUAAGAAUAUUUUGCAAAAUGUUUCUAUAAAUGUUUACACACUGCCUUGUCUUUUGAAUUACCAUAGAAAUUGAAUUACCUUGGAAAAAGUGCAGUGAUCUUUGCUUAUUCCUAAAAGAACGUGACACUGACAUCUCCUUAAAUCUUUUAUUCUCAACUACAAUAUUACUCUCUGUGCAUACAGCCCUCAAAAGAUUACUUUAUACACUGAAAAUAUUUAUGAGCUUUUAGUAAUCUUGCUGCUUUUGACUUCAGUAACAAAACAAUGCAUGACUUUAUACUUUGAAAUGUAAAACCUAGCCAAAAAAAAGGGUAAUGAUCUCUCGUCUCAAACCUCUUGGAUAUAAUAUAUACAAACUUAGUCAAAGUCUACGACGUAUUUAAAGUCAUUCAUGCUGGUGCUGUAGAUUUAGGCAGCUGGAAAAGAUUCCAGGGUUUUCUGGAAUUCCGUGAGAUUAUUUGUUUGAAAACCAAUUAGCUAGGAGCUUUUUUAGUUUGGAAGAUGAUUUUUGUGUGUUUUGAGACCAAAACCAAAAAGCUGUUUAAAGCACUGCAGCGCGUCCUCAGGUCCCUGAUCGGCUAGGACGGGCUUCCUACUGCGGCUCCUGCAGAAAGCGUCUGUUCAGUCCCUUAGGGAGCUCCUGCCUGCCGAUAGUGGUGAGUUGGCUUGGUUAUAUCCUCCCUAAAAAGUAUUCGAGGAAGUCCAAACCUGUUACGUAGGUAUUGUUUCCUGUAAGCGCUGUAUGGGAGAAAAGUUACUAUAUUUAUUUCUCGUUGAACGUCCCUGCGUUGCUAAGGCACGAGUGCUCUUUUGCUUGGCGCUGUAAACCGAACAACGCAACUUGCUGCUUUCCAUCCGGAUUCCUGUAGCUGGGGAAGCGGAGAGGGACGAGGGAUCCCGUUUGCUGUGGGUGGGUUAUGCGAAACUCCGCUAUUCCUGCAGGAUCUCUUGCUUUGAACGGGGUACUCCGGUGGCUUGAUGCCUGGCUGUUGUCCCUCUCGCUCGCUGCGAGUAGGUACAGCGUUGCAAUGGGAAGUGCCUGAGAUAGUCUGCGUUGAAGCUACUACUCUGGAGUAGAAGAGGGACUUGCGUAGCUUUAUUUCUCAGUAAAAUGUCUUAAUGUGAAUUUCAUAUGCUGGAUUCUUAACUUUUAUUUUCUUGUCAGUGAUAGACAAAAUCAAACCAGUGCUUUACAGGGAAAAAAGGGAAUAUUCAGUUUGCCUGUAGAUGCCGUAGUUCUCAGCUUUCCUUUAUGGUAGAGAAAAAGGCUGUUUGUUAAAAGCAUAUGUAUGUACUAUACUCUUAGCUGCAUUCUGUCCCUGAUCUUAGUGAACGCCUUUUAUUUAAGCGCUUUGAAGACACGCUCUCCUGCUCUGUGGGUGCUUGCUGAUAGCUGAAGCCACCUUGGAUGGGGUGAAGAAAGAGAUUUGCUUGUAGGCAGCUGGUAAACUUGAGUUUGCUGGUGCCUGGGGGCCUGGCGAGGCUCACCAGGAGCUGAAGCGCUUUGCAGGAUCACUGCCUUGAGCGAGACCUGGCUGGGCUGCGGGCGGAAAUGUCCCGACUGGGAAAUGCCUGGUGUCUGCUCUUUCCACUGGGUUUAGCGAUCUUGGGCCCUAAUAGCCUCCCAGAAAGCACCCUUGCGUUUUGCACAAAUGAACCUAUAACACGUGCAGGAAAAGCAUUUAAAAGAGCUUUUGUGCCAGAUGCAGGUUCAGUUCACGUUCAGGCAAAUUUGGGUCUUUGGGUAGCUUUAGCGCCUGGCAGCUGUCCCUCCAAAGGAAGAAUUUCUUGGCACUAUUCAGUAAUGACUAUGCACGAGUGACCAGAAGAACUCAAAAUAUAUGUUUCCCUUUUUUCCCCUUCACCACCCCUUUGCACUGAGUGCUGGGAUCAUUUUUUGCAUGGACCGAAGGCAGUUAUUGGCAGCUGAGCGAUUCCUCAUUUACCUGCUGCCCCUAUUGCACACGGGCUCCUCCCGUGCCUGAAUUCUGCUGGGGAGCAAAAGUUUGUCCUGAAUGCGAUAGUUUGUUUUAACGAAUACACAGCACUUCAUUAAUCUAGAUGAGAAAUGUCUCAAGCCAGGUCUGUCCAGCACUACGAGCAGCCCGAGCAGCGCCAGCUAUAGUCAGCGUAGUUUGUUAGGGUAAGUAUUAAAACACACAAUGUUGCUUCCCUUGGGCAUCUUUGAACCACCAAAACAAUGCAGCGAAGAGGGUAGGUUAAAGUAGUUGACCUGUAUCUCUUUUACCAUUUGUCUGUGUGCGUAUGGCCCCGUGCGUGCAUCUGUAUUUAAUGUAGCAGCAUACUACUGGAAUAACGUGUAGCACUGGAUCUAGUCGUGUGUAACUGAACACAAAUACGUACCUUUCCUUAUCAUCCGCAAACUGAUCUUUGUAGGAGCUUACUUCAAAUUACGUGUAGUAUUCUGCUUAAAGUUUUAAAUGUUUUUGCUGUUUCUGUAAGUCGGUCGCUAUUUUUGUCCUUAGUGUACUUGUUGAGGGGCAGUUGUAUAAAAUUGUAUGUGAUUAAAUCCUGUACUCUCGAAUGUGCUGCCACGGCCGUUUAUGUAUAAUGCAUUUUAGUUAAUGCACUGCUUAAAAAACAAAAAUACCAUGUUUGAAGGAGCACUGUGCCCUUUUACUCUAAAUGUAUUUGUCUCAUGAAGUUUCGUUUGUAUGACAGUUUAUUUUUAUUUCCUACAAAAAUAAAUGCCUUGCCUUUUUAAAGGAAA